Messenger RNA from Populus trichocarpa (black cottonwood), 1824 nucleotides. Its product is annotated as plant UBX domain-containing protein 10. The record is from RefSeq and is a predicted model, not a curated record. The transcript is spliced from 4 exons. Gene Ontology annotation, molecular function: ubiquitin binding. Lineage: Eukaryota; Viridiplantae; Streptophyta; Magnoliopsida; Malpighiales; Salicaceae. Gene Ontology annotation, cellular component: endoplasmic reticulum. The coding region runs from base 130 to 1551 and encodes 473 amino acids.
AUGAUAAUCUUCCAACUCUAUCGUCACUGAUCACCAUAUUCCUGCUUCCCUCCACUCCCAUUGUUUUCCCCCAAAAUCAACCAAAACUUCCUUAAAAAAACCCUAAUAACACAAAUCGGAGAUUCAAUAAUGGUUGAUGUAGCAGAUAAAUUAGCCUGUUUUCGAGCAAUUACAGGCCUUGAAGAUUCCGAUUUAUGCACCGAAAUCCUCCAAGCCCAUAAUUGGGACCUCGAACUUGCCAUCUCCUCUUUCACCUCCAACCACUCCGAUAAUCACCCCUUUUCUUCCUCUUACACCGCCACCGACACCACUGCCACCGCCGUCGACCCCUCAAAUGCGACCAUUCACCGCUCCGAUUCCACCUCCAUCGUUCCCGCGGGCGCCCCUCCUCCUGGUUUGGCCUGGAAAAUUGUUACUUUACCUAUAUCAGUCAUUUCUGGUAGUUUAGGGUUAAUUUCUGGUGCAGUGGGGUUUGGAUUAUGGGCUGCUGGUGGUGUCUUGUCGUAUUCGUUAGGUUUUAUUGGGUUGGGAUCGAAUUCUGGCCGCGGUGGGGAUUCGUCGGCCCAAUUGGUAACUGUUUCUGCUGCGUCUAGAGAAGCGAUGGAGUUUGUUGCUCAAUUUGAGAGGGAUUAUGGUUCUGGUUCUUCUACUAGGCCGAAUUUUGUCAGUGAAGGGUUUAUGGAUGCGUUGACGAGGUCGAGGAAUACUUUUAAGUUGUUGUUUGUGUAUUUGCAUUCGCCGGAUCAUCUUGAUACGCCCGCGUUUUGUGAGGGGACAUUGUGUUCGGAGGUUCUUAGUGCUUUUGUUAAUGAGAAUUUUGUUGCGUGGGGUGGGAGUAUUAGAGGGAGUGAAGGGUUUAAGAUGAGUAAUAGUUUGAAGGCUUCGAGGUUUCCAUUUUGUGCUGUUGUUAUGUCUUCUACGAAUCAGAGGAUUGUGUUGCUUCAACACGUUGAGGGUCCGAAAUCUCCUGAAGAAAUGCUCGUGAUACUACAGAGAGUUCUUGAACAAAGUGCCCCUGUUCUUGUGACAGCAAGACUUGAAGCAGAAGAGAGAACAACCAACAUGCGUUUGAGGGAGGAGCAAGAUGCUGCAUACAGAGCGGCACUUGAAGCUGAUCAGGCCAGAGAACGACAACAGAGAGAAGAACAAGAACGUCUAGAAAGGGAAGCUGCUGAGGCAGAGAGAAAGCGCAGGGAGGAAGAAGAGGCUCGGGAUAGAGCAGCAAGUGAGGCUGCUGAAAACGAGGCUGCUCUGGCAAGAAUGCGGCAAGAGAAAGCCCUUUCACUUGGUGCCGAACCUGAAAAAGGACCUGAUGUCACACAAGUUUUGGUUCGAUUCCCAACUGGAGAACGCAAAGAGAGGAGGUUCCACUGUGCAGCCACUAUCCAGUCUCUAUAUGAUUAUGUUGAUUCUUUGGGUUCCUUAAAUGUCGAGAAUUACAGUCUUGUCUCGAACUUUCCCCGAGUUGUCUAUGGUACAGAUAAGGUCUCUCUAUCUCUGAAAGAAGCAGGUUUGCACCCUCAAGCCAGCCUUUUUGUGGAGCUGAACUAGAGCAGUGUGAUGCCAAGUAGUGUUGACAAUCAAGAGCAGCCCAAGGCAGGACCCUCAAGUAGGAUACUUUGUUGUGUUUCCCUUUCAAAUUCAACUUGAUCGGCAAUGAUAGGCUGACAAGAUACCUUGAUCUCUAUUUGAUGUUCCGUUUUCCUUCAAUUGCUAUUUUCAAUCAAAAAAAUGGAGUCGAGGUGGAAAGUAGGAUUGAAAUAAUGAUAUUGAUUUUGCACAUAUAUCAAUCUGAAAAACCCUAGUAGGUUACCGUUAUUGAUA